CGAGUAGUUUGUUCUCACAGUCAGUGGCCUUUGGCUUUAUUUAAACCAUAAAUGUAAGUUUUUAAACUCUUUGUUGUUUGCUGAUGCAAGGCUGUCUAUAACAGAGUUUGAUCGUUGGAACUCAAGAACACGGACAUGUCUGCUGUGACUGCAUCGAUAUUCUUAACUUUGCUGUUUGUCGGAGUCUUCGUGUUUGUCUCUGCAGACCAGAAAACCAUCACAGUUGCAUCUGGACAGGACGUUAUUCUGCCAUGUCGAGUUCCAAAUAAAAAUACAAACAAAUUUGUACAGUGGAGCAGAGCUGAUCUGGAGCCGGAAUAUUUCCUUGUUUAUCGGGAUGGGAAGUUUCUGCCAAAUAACCAGCAUCCAUCUUUUAAGAACCGGGUGGAUCUGCAGGACAGACGGAUGAAGGAUGGAGACGUGUCUUUGAUUCUGAAGCAUGUGAGCAGCGCUGAUACUGGAUCAUAUGUGUGUCGUGCUUUCAUGGAAGAAACACGUUCGUGGAAACCAAUCAGCAUCAUCAACCUGAAUGUUCCUCCAGACAUGAAAACCGUCACAGCUGUGCCUGGACAGGACGUCACUCUGACAUGUCGAGCUCCAAAUAACAACAACAUCAAAUAUGUACAUUGGAGCAGAGCUGAUCUGGAGCCAGAAUAUCUUCUUGUUUACAGAAAUGGGCAGUUUUUUCCAGAAAACCAGCAUCCAUCAUUUAAGAACCGGGUGGAUCUGCAGGACAGACGGAUGAAGGAUGGAGACGUGUCUUUGAUUCUGAAGGAUGUGAACACUGCUGAUAGUGGAACAUAUGAGUGUCGUAUUUUUAUGGAAGAAACACGUUCAUGGCAGCUCAGCAUCAUCAACCUGAAUGUUCCUUCUGAUGAGCAGCACUUCAUCACAGCUAAAUCUGGACAGAUCGUCAUUCUGCCAUGUCUAACUCCAAAGAAAAACAUCAAAUUUGUACACUGGAGCAGAGCUGACCUGGAGCCAGAAUAUCUUGUUUUGUACAAGGAUGGGAAGUUUCUUCCAGAUAACCAGCAUCCAUCUUUUAAGAACCGGGUGGAUCUGCAGGAGAGACAGAUGAAGGAUGGAGACGUGUCUUUGAUUCUGAACAAUGUGAACACUGCUGACAAGGGAACAUACCAGUGUCGUGUUUUCACAGAAGGAGCACGGACAUGGAAAACCAUCAGCAUCAUUAACCUGAGUGUUUCUCCAGACCAGAAAGUCAUCGCAACUAAGUCUGGCCAGAAUGUCAUUCUGCCAUGUCAAAACCCAGCCAACAAAAUCAAAGCUGUACAUUGGAGUAGAGUUGACCUGGAGCCAGAAUAUCUCAUUUUUUACCGUGCUGAGCAGUUUCUUCCAAAUAACCAGAAUGAGUCUUCUAAGCAUCCCGUGGCUCUUCAUGAAAGGCAGAUUAAAGAUGGAGACGUGUCUUUGAUUCUGAACAAUGUGAACACUGCUGAUAAUGGAACAUACGUGUGUCGUGUCUUCACGGAAGAAACACGCUCAUGGAAAUCCAUCAGCAUUAUCGACCUGAAUGUUCCUCCAGAUCAGAGAAACAUUACAGCUGAGUCUAGAAGGAGUGUUAUUCUGCCAUGUCGAGCUCCAAACAACAAAAAGAUCAAAUUCAUAUAUUGGAGCAGAGCUGACCUGGAGCCGGAAUAUCUACUUGUUUACCGGAAUGGGCAGUAUCUUCUAGAUAACCAACAUCCUUCUUUUAAGAACCGGUUGGAUCUGCAAGACUUACAGAUGAAGGAUGGAGACGUGUCUUUGAUUCUGAAAAACGUGAAUACUGCUGAUGAUGGAACCUACCAAUGCCGUGUCUUCAUGGAAGAAACACAUACAUGGAAGCUCAGCAUCAUCAACCUGAAUACUUCUCUAAAUGUGAAAAACGUCACAGCUGAGUCUGGACAGGACGUCACUCUGACAUGUCGAGCUCCAAAUAACAGCAUUGAUGUUUUAGAGUGGAGCAGAGCUGACCUGGACACAGAAAAUGUCCUUUUGUACCGUGAUGAGCAGUUUGUUCCAGACAACCAGCAUCCAUCUUUUAAGAACCGGGUGGAUCUGCAGGACAGACAGAUGAAGGAUGGAGACGUGUCUUUGAUUCUGAAGGAUGUGACGAAAAAUGAUGCUGGAACAUAUGAGUGUCAUGUCUUCAUGAGAGGAACAAUCCAAAAGAACAGUAAACCCAUCAGCAGCAUCUAUCUCAGGGUUGUCCUUCCAGAGGUGAAAAGCAUCACAGCUGAGUCUGGACAGGACGUCACUCUGCCAUGUCGAGCUCUAAAUAAAAAUAUCACAUUUGUAUAUUGGAGCAGAGCUGACCUGGGGUCAAAACAUGUCUUUUUGUGCCAAGAUGAGCGACUUUUUACAGAUCACCAGCAUCCAUCUUUUAAGGAUCGGGUUGCUCUUAAAGACAGACAGAUGAAGGAUGGAGACGUGUUGAUGAUGGAACAUAUGAGUGUCGUGUGCUCAUGGAAGAAAUACGCUCAUGGAAGCACAGCAUCAUCAACCUUUAUGUUGAUCCAGACCAAAAAACCACUGUGGUUAAGUCUGGACAGGACGUCACUCUGACAUGUCGAGCUCCAAACAGCAUCUUGAUCACUGCUGUGAAGUGGAGCAGAACUGACCUGGAGCCAGAAUUUGUCCUUUUGUUCCAGGAUAGUUUGUUUGUUCAAGACAACCAGCAUCCAUCUUUUAAGAACCGGGUGGAUCUGCAGGACACACAGAUGAAAAAUGGAGACGUGUCUUUG
Molecule: messenger RNA, 2744 nt
Organism: Oreochromis niloticus (Nile tilapia)
Lineage: Eukaryota; Metazoa; Chordata; Actinopteri; Cichliformes; Cichlidae
Product: roundabout homolog 2
Exons: 9
Coding region: 136-2565 (809 amino acids)
Biological process (GO): regulation of cytokine production; T cell receptor signaling pathway
Cellular component (GO): external side of plasma membrane
Molecular function (GO): signaling receptor binding
Source: RefSeq, a predicted model, not a curated record